AUAUUAGUUUGAUGUCUUAUGUUUUGUCUGACCGUGUUUGUGUUAUUUAAUGACAUUUGCAGCAAGCUAUCAGAAAAAUAAAAAUAUAUUUAACUAUUAAUUAAAAUAGUCACACAUUGAAGAUAAAUAAAUUUAUAAAUAUGGUAUUAAACGAAGUAGAAACCUUAGUUUAUGAGCUUGAAAAAUCUGAGUUAGAAGCGCCUAAUGGUUGUGCCUCACCACAAACUUAUGCUCAAUUAUUAGCUGUAUAUCUUUAUCAAAAUGAUCUAUGCAAUGCCAAGUAUUUAUGGAAAAGAAUACCAGUGAGUAUUAAAAACAACAAGACUGAGCUUCAGCAGAUUUGGAUUGUCGGACAACGAAUGUGGCAGAGAGACUGGCCAGCUGUUCACACAGCUUUAGACAUUGAAUGGACUGAUGAAGUCAGUGGUAUAAUGCUUGCCUUGAAAGAAAAUGUUCGUGAAAGAGCCAUGUCACUUAUUUCUGAAGCUUACUCGUCUGUUAACCUGACAUUACUUGCAUCAAUGACAGGCUUAUCAUUAGAACAAGCUAAAUUGUCAGCAUCGGAACGUGGAUGGAUUCUCGACGACACCACAGUGAGACCUUGUAAAGUAGAUAAAGAACAAACACCAGUCCAAGCUUCCCUUGCAGAAAGUCAGCUAAACAAACUUACGCAAUUUGUUUCUUUCUUAGAGAAUUAAGAGUAAUUAUAAAUUAUAUAAUAAGUAAAAUAUAAAUUUUCAUGAUUAUUAA
Messenger RNA from Cotesia glomerata, 750 nucleotides. RefSeq names its product COP9 signalosome complex subunit 8 (gene CSN8). NCBI's taxonomy places the organism in Eukaryota, Metazoa, Arthropoda, Insecta, Hymenoptera, Braconidae. Gene Ontology annotation, biological process: protein deneddylation; COP9 signalosome assembly. The record is from RefSeq and is a predicted model, not a curated record. Bases 141 to 698 code for a protein of 185 amino acids. The transcript has 3 exons. Gene Ontology annotation, cellular component: COP9 signalosome.